AUGGCCCAGGACAGCGAUGUGCCAAAGCCGGCGGCGGCUGCUGAUAAGGGGAAGGGCAAGGCCGUGGAUGAUGUCAAAGACGACAAGGCUGUCGCGGACGGCAAGAAGGAGGACGACAAGAAGGAUGCUGCCGAAGAGGAGCUCAAUGAAGAGGACCAGCAGCUCAAGAGCGAGCUAGACAUGAUGGUGGAGCGUUUAACAGAAUCCGAUAGUUCCCUCUACAAAUCCGCUCUUGAAAUGAUGAAGAGCGCAAUCAAGACCUCCACAUCGUCCAUGACAGCAGUACCGAAGCCGCUCAAGUUUCUCCGACCACACUACGAGACCCUGACCAAGCUGUACGAAGAGUGGCCCAGCGAUGAGAACAAGGUAUCACUAGCCGAUGUUCUGUCAGUUAUCGGCAUGACCUUCUCCGAUGAAGAUAGACAAGACACACUCAAGUAUCGACUCUUGGCCCCCACGACCGACAUUGGAUCAUGGGGCCACGAAUACGUCCGGCACUUGGCUCUCGAGAUCGGCGAGGUGUACAGCAAGCGCAUCACGGCCGAUGAGCCCACCAAGGACCUUGUCGACCUGGCGCUGAUUCUGGUGCCGCUCUUCAUCAAGAGCAACCAGGAGGCUGAUGCCGUGGAUCUGAUGAGCGAGCUGGAAAUCAUUGAGGAGAUUAGCAAAUUUGUCGACGAGAACUCCUACCCCAGAGUGUGCCUGUACAUGGUCACCAUGGUGAACUUGUUGACAUAUCCCGACAACGAGACCUUCCUCCGUGUUGCCCACGACAUCUACAUCACCCACAAGCAGUUUACCCAGGCGGUUAUUCUUGCCAUUCGAUUGCACGACAUUGACCUGCUCCAGGAAGACUUCGACAAGGCGGAAGAUCCCAUACUCAAGAGGCAGCUGGCCUUUUUGAUUUCACGCCAGAAGGUUGUCAUGCCCAUGGUUGAAGAUGGUGAGGGCGAUGAUCAGGAACUGUUCGAGUGCCUACACAACAUCAAGCUGUCAGGAUAUUUCAAGGGUCUGGGCAAGGAACUCAACAUCCUCGACCCCAAGUCCACCGAAGAUAUCUACAAGAGCCAUCUGGAGAGCAGUCGAGUGGCUGGAAUGACCAAUUUGGACUCUGCCAGGCAUAACCUUGCCGCCGCCUUCGUCAAUGCGUUUGUCAAUGCUGGAUUCGGCAACGACAAGAUGAUGCUCGUCGACUCCCAGAAGGAGGCUUGGGUGUGGAAGACCAAGGGUGAGGGCAUGAUGUCAACUGUUGCCUCCCUCGGCACCCUGUUGAUGUGGGAUAUUGAGAACGGCCUCGACAGCGUCGACAGGUACACUUACGCCACUGAGCCGGAGAUUACGGCCGGUUCUAUGCUUGCCAUUGGUAUCAUGAACUCGGGUGUUCGACUGGAAUCUGAGCCAACCAUUGCGCUUUUGGGAGACGCUGACAAGCUGCACCAUGAAAAUCCCCUUGUCCGCACUGGUUGCCUGAUGGGUCUCGGAUUGGCCUAUGCUGGAUCCAACAAGGAGGACGUCAUUGACCUGAUCAUGCCCAUGAUUGUUGACUCAAAGGAGGAUAUGCAAAUCUCGGCUAUGGCAGCGUUGGCUUGUGGCCUCAUUGCAAUUGGCACAUCUCACCCCGAAGUGAGCGAGGCUAUCGUGACGACACUGAUGGAUGAGGAGCGUAAGAACCAAUUGACUGACAAGUGGACGAGAUUCCUGGGUCUUGGCCUGGGACUGCUCUUCUUUGGUCGUCAGGAAGAGGUGGAUGUUAUCUUGGAGACGCUCAAGGCUGUGGACCACCCCAUGUCCAAGCCUACAGCUGUUCUGGCCGAGAUUUGUGCCUGGGCCGGUACCGGUGCUGUCCUGAAGAUCCAGGAGCUUUUGCACAUUUGCAAUGAGCACCAAGAAGAGUCGGACGAUAAGAAGGGCGACGAGCUUCUGCAAGCGUACGCGGUCCUGGGCAUUGCGCUCGUGUCAAUGGGAGAGGACAUUGGCCAGGAGAUGGUCCUGAGACAGUUUGGUCAUCUCAUGCACUACGGCGAAGCCAACAUUCGUAAAGCUGUGCCUUUGGCUAUGGGCUUGAUCAGCCCGAGCAACCCGCAGAUGAAGGUCUACGACACGCUGUCAAGAUACAGCCACGACAAUGAUCCGGAGGUGGCCAUCAACGCCAUCUUCGCCAUGGGUAUGCUGGGUGCGGGCACCAACAACGCUCGAUUGGCUCAACUACUCCGACAGCUUGCAAGCUACUACCACCGAGACCAAGACGCCCUGUUCAUGGUCCGCAUCGCACAGGGUCUCCUGCACAUGGGCAAGGGAACGCUCUCCUUGAACCCGUUCCACUCCGACAGACAGGUGCUCUCCCCCGUCUCAACCGCCGGCCUGCUGACCACCAUCAUUGCCAUGCUCGACCCCAAGGACUUUAUCGCCUCCAACUCGCACUACCUCCUCUACUUCCUUGUUCCUGCCAUGCACCCCAGAUUCCUCGUCACGGUAGACGAAGACUUGAACCUCCUGAAGGUCAACGUCCGUGUAGGUCAGGCAGUCGACGUUGUCGGCCAGGCUGGUCGGCCCAAGACCAUUACCGGUUGGCAGACACAGAGCACACCGGUGGUGCUUAGCUACGGCGACCGAGCGGAGCUGGAGGACGAGGAGUACAUUAGCCUUAACAGCACCCUCCUGGAAGGCAUAGUGAUUCUGCGAAAGAACCCCGAAUGGCAAGCGGAGCAAUAA
Molecule: messenger RNA, 2712 nt
Organism: Trichoderma aggressivum f. europaeum
Lineage: Eukaryota; Fungi; Ascomycota; Sordariomycetes; Hypocreales; Hypocreaceae
Exons: 4
Coding region: 1-2712 (903 amino acids)
Biological process (GO): proteasome-mediated ubiquitin-dependent protein catabolic process; regulation of protein catabolic process
Cellular component (GO): proteasome storage granule; nucleus; proteasome complex
Molecular function (GO): enzyme regulator activity
Source: RefSeq, a predicted model, not a curated record